AUGUGCGACAUGCCUUUCUUCCCCAUCUUCCCCAUCUGCUUCCAAUGCAACACUGAUCAGAAUCCAUGUCAUUGUAAGGUGGUUGGACCGACACUCGAUCUUCUGCUACCCCUUGUCGAUCUUCUGUGGUUGCGGCUGCACUCAAACUGGAAAGGAGUAUGUUCAGCUGUCCUGCUUCUUUAUAUCCAGACUAACAAAUAG
Messenger RNA from Penicillium robsamsonii, 201 nucleotides. RefSeq lists its product as uncharacterized. The transcript has 2 exons. The record is from RefSeq and is a predicted model, not a curated record. The coding region runs from base 1 to 201 and encodes 66 amino acids. Lineage: Eukaryota; Fungi; Ascomycota; Eurotiomycetes; Eurotiales; Aspergillaceae.